This is a messenger RNA of Paramecium tetraurelia, 663 nucleotides long. RefSeq lists its product as uncharacterized. The record is from RefSeq and is a predicted model, not a curated record. Lineage: Eukaryota; Ciliophora; Oligohymenophorea; Peniculida; Parameciidae. The transcript is spliced from 2 exons.
AUGUAAGUAUCUAAUAUCAGUGAUUUGUCUGACAUCAUCAAGGAGGCAGAGAAAGUUUACACCUUUAGAAAAUUAGUGGAGGAAGAUGCUGAACAACUAAUGGUAUUAAUGACUGAUGCGUUUGUACAUCAUAAUGAUGCAUUUUUGAUUUUAGAUUCAAUAGAUUCAGAUAUGAGUAGUAAAGCAAUUCUUCAAGAAUAUUUGUUGAUGAUUAAGGAGAAUCUAUCUUUUGGAGCAUUUCAUGGAGAUAAGCUAGUCUCAGCAUGUUUAAGUUACGAUUUGCAACGCAAGUCAGAUAUGAAUGUAGAUUCCGGGGUAGAGUCCACAGAAGCAUAGAAAGAAAUUGCAAAUAUGCUCAGUAGUUUGCUUGGUUAAUAUGGUGAUACAAAAAGUCUUCCCAAAAAUGAAAUAUGUUAUUUGAGUCAUUUGGCAACAUUUUCUGAUUACUGCAAACAACACCUGGCCUUGAUAUGUUCCUAUUUAUCAGUCCUUGAAACUAGAAAAUAAGGAUUUUAGAAAAUGCUAACAAGCUGUGGACAUGUGGCUACUUUUAAGGUGUUCACAAAAAUAUUUAAGGAGUAUGAAUAUGUCAAAAUAAUUGAAAAACUUAAAGAUAAACCUUUAUUUAUGAAAUCGGUGAUAGCAACAAUAACCCCAUAAUGA